This is a messenger RNA of Entamoeba dispar SAW760, 900 nucleotides long. RefSeq lists its product as uncharacterized. The transcript has a single exon. The coding region runs from base 1 to 900 and encodes 299 amino acids. Lineage: Eukaryota; Evosea; Mastigamoebida; Endamoebidae. The record is from RefSeq and is a predicted model, not a curated record.
AUGGAAAAUACAACAACACCAAAUAAUCAAUUAAGAAUUACAUUAGGACAUUAUGCAACAAUGAUAAUAUCAAUGUAUUUUAAUGAUAUUAAAGAUUUUAUUAAUUUAGAAAUUGGUGUUAAAAGAUAUAGAGGAAAUAUGGAACGAUUUCAUUUUAAUCCAAUUUCUUUAAAUAAAUAUUCAAGAAAGUUGUUUCCUAACAUUGAAACAUUUCAUAUUUAUAAUAAAGAUGAUGAAAUAUUUAAAGAUGGAAGAAUAUUUAAAAAAGUAAUAUGGUAUAAAGUAGAUUAUUCAACAUAUUUAAAAAAGAAAGAAAAAUGGAGUGUAUAUAAAAAUAUUGAAUAUACAAAAGGAGAUAUAUGGAAAUAUGGAAAUACAAUACCACUAGAAGUUACAUCAAUUAUAUACGGAUGCUUUGAAGGAGAUGAAGAACUAACAUCAAUCACUAUACCAACAACAGUUAAAGAAAUAGGAUCUAGUUGUUUUAGUAAAUGUUCAUCAUUAACAUCAGUUAGUAUACCAUCAACAAUCAGGGAAAUAGAAUUUAGAUGUUUUAAAGAAUGUACAACAUUACCAUCAAUUAUUAUACCACCAUCAGUUAGUGAAAUGGGAAAUUAUUGUUUUGGAUAUUGUACAAGAUUAAGUUCAAUUGAUUUAUCAUCUUCUGUUAAUAAAAUAGGAAAUUAUUGUUUUAUUGAAUGUUCAUCAUUACCAUCAAUUAAUUUACCAUCAUCAGUUUGUAAAAUCGGAGAUUAUUGUUUUUAUAAAUGUACAUCAUUAACUAACAUAACCAUACCAUCAACAAUUACAUCAUUUGGAAGAAGUUGUUUCUUUAAAUGUGGAUGUGAAGAAAUGUUAAAGAAGAAUGAAAGAAUACCAAAAGAAUGUUUUUAUGAAUAA